ACGCCCACGCCGUCUUGUCGAUUUAACCUGAGCUCGACGUCACCGCCGCCCUACCCAGCUCUCCCGCCCUUCCCGUUCACAAUUUCGCCAAAUUCACACCUGGAGAACUCGGCCUGCAGAUAGAGGGCGAGCAUGACACCAGAGGAAGAAGCUGCGUCGGCGCGUGCCGAAGAGCAGGCGCGGCUGCGCAAGGCCCGUCGGGAGGCCAAGAUCCGCGCCGGCGCCGAGUCGAGGCUGAAGACCAUCACCGGCCUCGCAAGCGGCGUCCCGCGAGACUCUCCGCCAGCAGCGACGGGAGCGCCUGCCGCUUCCUCGACAGCAGAGAGCGCCCCCGCCCGCACCACGCCCGUGGCGGGCCAACCCAAGCACGCCGACCCCGAAGAAGUCGACAUCUCGCAACACUUCUACCAGCCGCGCACCACUGCCCGCUUGGGCCCGUCCUCCUCCUCCUCCUCCGCCUCCAACAGCGCCGGCAACAUCUCCGACGCCCAGCUCCGCCAGAUGAUGCUCGGCCUCGACCAACCCACCCCCACCUCCGGCACGCCAGCCCCCGACACCGCCGACGAGCAGAUGCUGCGCAUGAUGAUGAAGAUGCUCGGCGCCGACCCCAACUCCGCAUCCACCACCACCACCACCAGCCCCGCCCCAGGCACCACCAACGCCCCCGUGCUCCCCGCCCGCUCGACCGCCCUCUACCGCCUCCUCCACACCCUCGUCGCCCUCUCGCUCGGCCUCUACAUCGCGCUGUACACGCCCUUCACAGGGACCAAGCUCUCGCGCGACCGCGCGGCCGCCGCGGCCGCCGGCUCGGCCGAGGAGCGCGAGCGCCUGUACGGCGACGCCGACACCGCCGCGGCGACGCGCAAUUUCUUCUGGGUCUUCGCCACCGCCGAGGCGCUGCUGCUGACCACGCGGCACCUGCUGGACCGCGGGCGCAGCAGGCUGGACGCGGCCGUCGCGGGUGGCGGGCCAAAUGGCGGCGGUAGCCUGUUGGGACUGGUGGUCGGGUUCCUGCCCGACGGGGUGCGGGGCAAGGUCGAGUUGGCGAUGCGCUAUGGCGAGGUGCUCGGCGCGGUGCGGCGGGAUGUGCUUAUUUGUGUGUUUGUGCUGGGCGUGGCGGCUUGGUGGCGGGGGUAGUAAAAUACAUACAUGCCCGGUGGGUUGGUUAGAGGGGCGGGUGGGAUAUGGUGAGUGGCGCUCAAAUAAGUAGGUUUAGCACACUUGUUAUUGCUCAAUGACUUCGAUGUUGUGGAUGUGGUUGUGAUUGUGCAAGUGAAGGAUAGGGUGGCUGGCUUCGGUCCGAGUGCUCCCUUCAUGCGAUGCUGACAAGAACCGACUUAGAGGGCAGCAGGCAGCAUACGAAGGGUAGCCACCCCCUUAGGCUCCUAGGAGACAUUAG
Thermothielavioides terrestris NRRL 8126 is the source of this 1399-nucleotide messenger RNA. RefSeq lists its product as uncharacterized. The record is from RefSeq and is a predicted model, not a curated record. NCBI's taxonomy places the organism in Eukaryota, Fungi, Ascomycota, Sordariomycetes, Sordariales, Chaetomiaceae. Gene Ontology annotation, biological process: retrograde vesicle-mediated transport, Golgi to endoplasmic reticulum. Bases 133 to 1137 code for a protein of 334 amino acids. The transcript is spliced from 2 exons.